Molecule: messenger RNA, 1295 nt
Organism: Daphnia carinata
Lineage: Eukaryota; Metazoa; Arthropoda; Branchiopoda; Diplostraca; Daphniidae
Product: aquaporin-9-like
Exons: 8
Coding region: 85-1161 (358 amino acids)
Biological process (GO): water transport; glycerol transmembrane transport
Cellular component (GO): plasma membrane; basolateral plasma membrane
Molecular function (GO): glycerol channel activity; water channel activity
Source: RefSeq, a predicted model, not a curated record
UUUGAGCAGCCGGUUCUUCUGGCUUUUCUCCUCCACUUCCUCACCGGAUUAUUCUCUAGCACCACAAGUCCAUUUUCCAAGAAAAUGCCUGGUCUUUUUGAGCUAUGGAACCGGAAAAAGAGGAGGGAUUCGACAUUGUCGUCCGAGACGAUGCUAGCCUGCAGUCGGAAUGAUCCUUCUCUGACUCGGGCAGCUACUGCGGAAUUCAUUGGGACCUUCGUUCUCGUUGCGAUAGGCAAUGGCAGUGUGGCCCAGUCACUGUUAACUAAUGGCGAAAAGGGCAACUAUUUCACCCUCAACUGGGGAUGGGGUAUAGGAUGUUUCUUAGGCAUUCUGAUAUCCGCUAAAACAUCAGGGGGUCACAUAAAUCCGGCCGUGACGAUGGCUCUGGCGAUGACGAAAGAAUUCCCAUGGAACAGGCUACCGGCAUAUUGGUGUGCACAAUAUCUGGGAGCUCUCGCAGCAUCUUGCACAGUUCUAGCUGCAUAUUACGAGGCCAUCAUGGAUGGUAAAGUGAACGGUGAAUUCAGAAUCCACAAAGAUCCUUCCGAUCCAGGCUCAGCGGCUAUUUUUGCCAAUUAUCCAGCUCCCUAUUCAUCAGCUAGUGCUGGCCUAAUGGAAGAGAUUUUGUCCACUGUGAUCUUCAUGUUGGUUAUCCGUGUGGUAACCGCUAAGCAAUCAAAAGUACCCAGUUUUCUGCAACCGCUUUACAUAGGAUUCACUUUACUUGCAAUCGGCUUGUCUUAUGGAUCAAACGGCGGCUAUGCUCUGAAUCCGGCUAGAGAUUUCGCUCCUCGAGUUGUUACGCUUUUCGCUGGAUGGGGAAUCCAUGUUUUCAGCAUUCGUGGUUACAAUUGGUUCUGGAUUUAUCUGGUGGGACCGCACAUCGGAGCUAUUCUGGGCGUAAUCAUUUUCAAUCUCUUCCUGAAGCAAGAUAGGACAAUAGACGACACAAGAUCAGAAUCUCCUUCAGUCGAUUUAGAAAAUGGAUAUGGCAAAGAGCUUGAUGUGAUAUGGCGGAUGAACGAAAAUCGGGACAUCGAAUCCGAUAUGAACAAGCUGGAUAAAGAAAAUCCUCCGCGUUAUAGCGUAGCCUACGCUAACAGCAGGCCGCAAUUAGGCCGUGGCCUAUCGUGUCCAGUUGCGACAACGAGCAGGUAGACUAUGAUCAACUGCUGCUUCUGAAACCUUAUUUUGUUCAAUGAAGAACAAUUACCAACUAUGAUGAACGAUUUAAGUUUUCAAACAUGAAGUAAGUCUGCCCAAUUUUAACAAAGGACGCUGUCCUAAAUGUU